This is a messenger RNA of Ooceraea biroi (clonal raider ant), 5403 nucleotides long. It is a transcript of the gene Nmnat, whose product is annotated as nicotinamide mononucleotide adenylyltransferase. Gene Ontology annotation, molecular function: nicotinamide-nucleotide adenylyltransferase activity; nicotinate-nucleotide adenylyltransferase activity. Gene Ontology annotation, biological process: NAD+ biosynthetic process. The record is from RefSeq and is a predicted model, not a curated record. Lineage: Eukaryota; Metazoa; Arthropoda; Insecta; Hymenoptera; Formicidae.
GCGAUGCUAGAGAUAACGUGGCGGCAGUCGGCGCAUGGCUGCGCAUGGCGCGCGCUGAUCGUUGUGAACGCGUUUAGUAGGUUAUAUGACUUGACAACGUCUGUGUCGUGGUUUCGUUACUGUCGCGUCGCGGGUCGAUUUGUCGGUGACAGAGGCGCGGUCAGCCGUCGAUGCGGCGGUGAGUGGCGAGCGCGUAAAAUGGCGCCCACGCGUGUGAUUUUGAUGUCAUGUGGGAGCUACAAUCCGCCAACCAAUAUGCAUUUACGCAUGUUCGAAAUCGCUCGCGACCACUUGCAUCGGAUGGGGACACACGUCGUCGUCGGUGGAGUGAUAUCCCCUGUGCACGAUGCGUAUGCCAAGAAGGAACUGGCCAGUGCAAUGCACAGAUGCUCAAUGCUACGAUUAGCCUUGCAGAACAGUGAUUGGAUUCGGUUGAGCACGUGGGAAACCAGGCAAAACUGUUGGACUAAGACCCGCGUAUCUCUGCAACACCAUCAGAAUCUGCUCAACUCUAUGCUGUCCAAUUCCAAUGAUAUUAUACACCACUUGCAGACAGAAGACACGGACUGGAUUCCAGAGAAUGUGAAAAACAGUUCAGACAAUACACCUAUACAGAUCAAACUACUGUGCGGUGCGGAUCUUUUGGAGAGCUUUGCCAUUCCUGGACUUUGGGUUGAGGAAGAUAUCGACGCAAUCGUCGGUGAACAUGGUCUCGUGGUUAUCACUAGAGAAGGUUCCAAUCCUAACAAGUUUAUCUAUGAUUCUGACAUUCUUUCUAAGCAUAUGCAUAAUAUUUGCAUCGUGACUGAAUGGAUACCGAACGAAGUGAGCUCAACAAGAAUCAGGCGAGCUCUUAAACGCAGCGAAAGCGUCAGAUAUCUGCUGCAGGAUUCCGUGAUCGAUUAUAUUUAUAAGCACGAGAUCUACGAUGCGAGAGCGCCAGACACGACAAUUAAGUUGGAACUAUCAUCGCCGAAUGCGAACAAUUACCUGCAUAUAGAUCCCCGAUACCUUGCCGCGUUUCUAACGCCGUCACCCAGCGAUGUAACCAUGGACUCGCCGAGCCCGAUCGAGAUCGCCGUGAGAUCGUCCAUCGACGUGCCGGACGCGGUGGUGCUACGCAAAAACCUGCAGAAUGCAGGUUGUGGUGGUGGUAGGCUUGACGAAGCUCGUGAGCAAUUCAUUAAUAACACAAUCGGCAAUAACGUCGACAAUGGCAACAUCAAGCACGUAGCUAAAGCCGCGUACCCGGGUCAGGCAAAGCAGGUCAUCGCCAACAAAAUCGGCAUUGCGCGAAUUGUAGAGGUAGGUCUGCCCGACGAGCCGAAGUUUCGGUCUGAUUCUUCAUCAGAGGAUCGUAGAUCCACAAUGGAAGGUAUCGCGAGGGAUAAAGUUAAGAUCGAACAGAGGGAACUUUCCGAUUUAAGAUCUAAAACAAAAGCUGAUUUAGGUUCGAACGAUGAUCGUGAGAUAAUAGUAAAGAUUUUACCUGACCUUUCAAGUUCUGGUAAAUUAGCAUUAAAUAAAGAUCGUAGGUUCGUGGAAAGCAAUGUGAAAGGUAAAGAAAUGUCAGAUCUAAAGUCCAGAGCGGAGGUUGCUGGUGUCGGUUUAGGUUCAAAUGAAAUAAUAUUGAAAAUUCAACCUGGUCAGUCGAGUUUUAAUGAAACGUUGCCAAUAGAAGGUUGUAAGUCAAUAAUAGAAAGUGUAAUAAAGGGUAAAACUGAAAUUGAACAAAGAGAAGUCUUACAGUUGAGGUCUAAAGCAAAUGUUACCGAUGUAGAUUUAGGUUCAAACAAUGAUGGUGAGGUAAUAGUGAGAGUACAACCUGGUCCUUCUAAUAUUAGCGAAAUACUAAGAGAAACUCAUAAGUCGACAGUAAAAAGUACAGCAAUGGAUAAAACCGAAAUGGGACAGAAUGAAGUCUUAGAUUUGAGAUCUAAGACAAAAAGUGCUGAUAUAAGCUUGAUUGAUAAUGGGGAGACAAUGCAAAUUCAAGCCAAUCAAUCAAGUUCUAGUGAACUUCGACUGGGAGAAUGCUGUUGGCCAACAAGAGAGAAUACUGCGAAUAACAAGGCUGAGAUUUGCAGUAAAAACAUUAUUUCUACGAAAGAAAUAUUUGAUAUUUCGGAAUUUUACUUAGAUGAUAGAAACACGCUUGCUUCGAAGAAAAUAAUUGAUAACGAAAGUACGGAUCAAUCUAAUCUUAACAAACUUGAACUGGAAAAGGAUUCUAAGUUGAUCGCAGAAGGAAAGGAUGACAUUAGUAGUAAAGAAAUUAGCAUUAAGAAAGAAAUACAUGAUGUAAAGCCAAAUUUCGUUGAGACUGAUAACGUUGUAAAGAUUCAGCCUGCUCAUUCUAGUCAUAACAUAGUUGUAACAAAGAAAGAUAAUUCUAGAUUGAUGACGGAACAGCUUACGGACACUAAAAUUAUGUCUGAAGAGAGAAAAAGUAAAUAUAAGGAAAAUUUAGAAUUAAAUAAUACCGAGAAGAAUGACGCAGAAUCAGCUAAAUCAGGCUUGGAAAGAAUUAUGAAAAAUAAUGUUAAAAUGGACGAUACGGAAAUCAGCUUCAAGAAGGAAAUAGCCGAUUCUGAGUUAGACAAAGUUAGAUAUUCAGAAACCAAAGCAACAGCUUCGCCAUUAAACGUCUCUAUGACAUCAUUGGAUGGUCGACACGAGUGUGCUCUCUCCGACUUUAGCGUAGAUAAGGAGGACUAUCGGCUUAGCCAAUAUGUUUCCGAGGGAGAAGAAAAGGGAAAAUCUUUACGUACCGCCGAAUCAAGUUUGACGAAACAUAUUGAUGAUCAAAGUGAAUAUUUAACAGAUACAGCUGAUUCUAUAGGUAAUAAUAAAAUUUGUGCCAAAAAGGAUGACAUCCAGUCAAGUAACAGUCAAGUAUUGGUCAGUGCAAUGAUUCACAAGAGUUACGAAGGGGAACCUGAUUAUGUUACGACUGAAGAGAUCGAUAAUCGCGCAAAAUCUCUCGAAGAAACGGAUCAACAGAAAUUCAUCGAGGAAAGAUUAUUUUCAGAGAUCAAAACAAACGAUAAAAUUGACGUUGACAAUAGAGAACAAAGUGAUUUUGACGCGCAAUCCUCAGAGAGACGGGUAAUACCUAACGAUCCAAAUCUUGAGAUAGAUGGCAAGUAUUUGAAAUCCAUUGUGAAUUCACGUAAAAGCCCAAAGAAGAUCAGAGACGGCCAAGUUUAUGACAUCGAUAUCAAAGAACAGUACCGAUUCACGGAUAAUCAACCGAUGCUUCUAUCUGAAGAAUUUCAAAGUCCUUCUAGGAAGAUGGAAAAUUCCGAAAGGGUUAAAAAAGAUCAGAUCUAUGAUGCAAGUACUGACAUCGAGAAGAAAGAUCGAAUUAUUGAUAAUGAAGAGAUGUCUCAUAUGAAAGAAAUCUUCCAAGACUCUUCCAAGAUAGUUUCUACUAAAACAAAGAGUGCCAGAAAAAUCGACGAACUUUAUGUUGGCGAUAAUAAGCACGAAUUCAAAGAUCACGAUAAGUCUAUUAGUGAUCGAGAAGCACCUUAUGUGGAGAAUGUCUUCCAAAGUCCUCCAAGAUCAAUUUCUAUGAAGACAAAAAGUCCUAAAAAAACUGACAAGUUUCAAAUCAGUGAAAGUGACCGCGAAUUCCAAGAUAAAUCCAUUAGCGAUUCAGAGAAAGCUUCCCAAAAGUCUUCACGUACGUCUACAAGUACAAAAAGUCCUAAAAAGAUGAGGAAAAGUCAAAUUAUUUAUAGAAGCAACGAGAUGAAAGACUACGAUCGAUCUAUCAAUGAUCGCGUGAUCUCUCAACUCGAAGAAGUUUUUCAGGAUUUUUCAAAGAAACCUUUAGCGAAACCGGAAAGUUCUAAAAUUGAUCAUGAAAGUUAUAUCGAAACGAAAAAACAACAUCUAUCAGUUGAUAGUCGAGAUGCAUCUCGAUUUGAAGAACUUCCUCAACGUUCCUCGAAAAUGUCUUCCAUGAAAAGCCCGAAGAGAGCACAAGAGCAAAAGAGUGUAAAAAUGGACGACAAGAAAGAACAAUCUAGACAAGAAAAGAUGAAAGAAACAAGAAACGCCGAAAAUAAGACGAAGCAAGACUUCCACGAGAUCAAAGAUGUGUACACGAGAAAGGUGCGUCGUUAUAACGUGCCUCUUCAGGGCAGUCUAGACUCGAUGAUCGUGUCUGAGGAAUUAAACAUGCAAAAACCGAAAAAGGAUGAUGCGUUUUCGAAGAAAUCGAAAAGCUACGAGUCCAUCAAGCGCAUGCAGGAAGUAUUCCUGGGCGUGCCGCCAUCGAAGGCAAACAGUAGUGGCUCUCAGCUUGACAUACCGGACGAAUUCUGCUCGAUUUGCUGUUACAUGAACGAGAUUAAUUUCCGAACAGAAGAAGAAGUAAGUAGUCCGAAUCAAGAGACAUUCUAUACACUCAGAUCUACUUGCAGCUCGUUGGCCGAUGACGAUGAGUCCAUUGAAUGCGAUAUCUGUGAGUCGCUCAAUCUUCAGGAGCCUAUCGAUGAUCUGGAGGGCAAAGUUCAGGAGAUCCCUUGUGAGCUCUGCAGAAUCUGUGGCGAGGUGGACGGUAGCUACGAGCAGAGCUCUGCGCUGCCAUCGGACAGAUAUACCUUCAAGGUUGCCGAACCGCGAGACGAUGACGACAGCUUCGAGAUCGAAAACUGUGGCUUCCAGAGUGGCACUGAAUCAACAGACGAUCGAAGUAGAAUUUCCGAGAAGGAGAAAAUCAAGGAUACUGGAAGACCGAAGUCGCAGUCUCUGUUUAUCCAUGGUUCCUCGAUGAUUAGGGACCAGCCGCGAGAGCUGUAUUUUAUACCCAAGGACGAGAUUGCUAUCUUGACGAGUGGAGCCAGGAAAAUCAGUCGCAAGGGUUCCUUGUUCAGAAAAAAGGAGGAUGUCGGCGGAAGUGCACGAGACAAUAGACGAUACUCUUCAGUAGAUAGUCUUCAGCUAGCGAAAAUGUCCUCGAAAGCGAAUGAUAAGAUGCUCGAAGUCACAAAGGAUCCAACGCUGAUCGGAUCUGCUGAUAACUUGAUAUCGAGAGAUUCGAGAAGAUCCAAAUCACUGCAGCGAUCGGCUGAUGAUCGAGUGGAGUGCCUCAAUUCGUCCGCAGGUAAUCUGGUGGAGAAUUUAGAAAAGGAAAAUGAACCUGAGGGAUCUGUUCGGAAAUCAAGUAUUCGCGAUAAAGAGGCAGUGAAGAUGAUUCUCACGCAACAUGGAAUUAAAAUUAUCAGUGAGAAGGAAACCGCCUUAUAAUCAAAGUUGACCGAGUCAGCUAUUCGUAAAUAUUUUCGUUAUAUGAAGUAAAUGGAAAAUACUUUAAAUAGUUCAUUCAAAUAUUAGAAAUUAUUCGAAGAAGAAUUCGAACACAAUAGUGAUCUAGAACCAGAAAAAAAAAUA